CUACUGCGAAUUGGUAAAACCAAAAUUCAAGCCUUUUUGGAUCUCCAUCUCCUCUACAAACUUCAAGUUUAAGCUGAUCGUGAGAAAUUAAACCACCUUCUGAAGAAAGUUGUAAUUUUUUUUGUUCCCUCAUGGAAAUUUCGUCUGCAAAAUGGCUAUCUGAAAUGGAGUUGGAAUCUGCGUUUAUGGACGAUUUCCAAAUGAACCCUUUUGAGUGCACGCUGGAGGAGCUGAGUUUCCAGACUUUCUCCGACGAGAGCUACACCUCCCACGCAGAUCUAGACAACUCCUCCGUCAAAACUCCGCCGGCGAAACAGCCGAAGACCGCCGCCAAUAACCGUCAAAUUGCUUCCAUGGCUGCUUCUUCCUCCUCAUCGCAUAUUAUUUCCUUUGGAAAUUCCCACUCUGCAAAAGUUAACGACAAUGGAGUUAAUUACAGCAACGUGAAGCCUAAAUUUGAGAUGGGGUGCGAAGGAAAUAUCGAUUUGUCGUCGGUGAUUGCUCAGGGUGGUUCUAAUGAGAAUCAAAAUUACUGCUCACAAAAAUAUGGGCAGGGAAUCAAGAGGGGUGCUGGGUGUUUGAAUCGGAGCCCUUUGGUUGCUCAAGAUCAUGUCUUGGCUGAGAGAAAGCGUAGAGAAAAGCUCAGCCAGCGAUUCGUUGCCCUUUCUGCUCUUAUUCCACACCUCAAGAAGAUGGAUAAAGCCUCAAUUCUUGGGGAUGCAAUUACAUAUAUCAAGGAUCUCCAAGAACGUUUGAGGGUGGCUGACGAACAAUUAGCAGCCAAAGCAACUGUGGAAUCAGUGGUGUUUGCGAACAGAUCAUCCGACGAUCUUUCAAGUGGUGGCAGCGACGUUUCCUCCGACGAAAACAGCUCCCCGGACCGAGCAAUCCCAGACAUAGAAGCCAGAGUUUCCGGCAAAGAUGUUCUACUGAGGAUUCAUGGCAAGAGAUGCAAAGGGUGUCUUUCAAAUAUACUAAAAGAGAUAGAGAAGCUCAAUCUAACGGUUCUCAACAGCAGUGCCUUGCCAUUUGGCCAUUCUAGGCUUGAUAUUACUAUUAUUGCUCAGGUACUUAAUUACAAUUAUAAUCUCUCUACCACUUUAUUUAUAAACUCUUUUUUAAUUUGCAUUAUUAUUAAUAUCUAUUGCAGAUGGAGGAUGAUUUCAGUAUGACAGUGAAGGAGUUAGUGCAGAAACUAAGACAGGCUUCUCUUGAGUUGUAAAAGUACAAAAUUGUCCCAAAAAGUAUUCACUUUGUCGUCAUAAUGGUCUGAUUAACUGUUAAUUUGCUUCCAUUUUCCCCCGCAACAUCCUUAAUCUGAGAGAAAUUUAACAAACGCCUCUGAAUCUCCAUCAAUUCAGCACGAGGGCAUUUUUUUCUUCCUUUUGAAUCUUUUUUGCGUGGGGCAAAUUUUUUGACCACGUUAAGGAAAUAAAUUGCCCCCAUGUGCUGUAAAUCAAGCUCAGUUUUUUUUUCCCUCUCCUUUUUAGGGUUAAGCGUUUUUGUAGGAGAAUACUUUUGAUUCCAGUUUUUUAGGGCUCUUCUCUUUGCAGUCGAUCGGAUCUAAAAUUAUUGUAAUACUUUGUUUAUGCAUUAAUAAACUUUGUUUCUAAAGGAUAUUGUUUCAAUUAAUUAUAUGGAUU
Messenger RNA from Momordica charantia (bitter melon), 1643 nucleotides. The record is from RefSeq and is a predicted model, not a curated record. NCBI's taxonomy places the organism in Eukaryota, Viridiplantae, Streptophyta, Magnoliopsida, Cucurbitales, Cucurbitaceae.